This is a messenger RNA of Prorocentrum cordatum, 332 nucleotides long. Lineage: Eukaryota; Dinophyceae; Prorocentrales; Prorocentraceae. The record is from the annotation of a GenBank genome assembly.
AGCUGCGAGUUGUAGCGGGAGCGACGGGCGCCGGGGGCCUCUGCGUUGCGGCCCGCGUCGCUCGCCGACCAUGCCCGCCCGCGGCGGCCGGAGACGCUUCGCGGAUCCCAGGGCGGAGGCGCCGAUGCCGGCUUGCGGUGGCGCCCCCUUGGUCCGCGGCGCCCGCGGCGUCGGCGUUCGGACGGCAGGAGACCACGCCCGAAGUGGUGGAGCCGCUUUCGAGGACGGCCUUAUGACCAGGGACGAGAGGACAUCCCCUGGCGGAUUCGCGAAGACGAAGAUGUGCAAGUUCUUCAUUCUUGGAACGUGCGCGAAGGGAACGGACUGCAGGU